GAGAAAAAUCGAUUUGAAGGAAGAAGAAAGGUUGAAGAAGAGAAAGAAGUAAAAAUUGGGACAAGAAGAAGAGAAGAUGAUAAGUUAAAAAGAAAGAGAGCGUAACAAACAAACAAACAAACAAAAAAGAAAAAAAAGAAAGUGGAGGGGAAGAGGAGGAGACGGUGCCGUAUUCAGUGAAGGGAGCCAACCAGUCAUCUGAUCCAUCCAUGGAAGAAACUAAAUCACAGCAGCAAAUUCAAUCAAAACACAAACCCAUUUCCAAAUGCAUAGCUUCUUUCCUUUUCUAAUUGGUGGUUUUCCGAUUCUCUCUCUCUGCGAUUUCCUCGCUCUUACCACUUCUCUCUCUCCAAUUCUUUCCCUUUCCCCCCUUUUCUAUUCUUAUCCCUCUUCCCCAGUUUCUUAAUUUAUUCCUUUUUUCUUUUCGGUGUUUUGUUUUUGAUUUGAUCUUCCCGCCCCACCCCACGAUUUCUUUCCUACCCAUUUCAGGUGGGAGAUCCUCCGAUCCACCCCCUUUCUUCUCUCUCUCACUUCUCUCCCAUUUUUCACUAUGAUUUCGUAUUCAGUGCAUUGAAGGCCCUUCUGAUCUCUCUGCUCCUUUUACUUUCUUUCAUCAAUUCCGAGACGAUAACCCCUUCUCUUUCAUACCCUUCUUACACAGUUACAGUUUUUUGGCAUUGCGUGCUUGGGGAAUCGUUAAGGUGGUGUGCUGUUGUUUUGGAUCCACGAGGGAGCGUUGUCAAUACUUCGUCGAAUCGAGCUGUUUGUCUAUCAUUGAUUCCUCUUUUAUCAGAUUUCUAUGGGCCUCUGUUCAAGGCCGGUCUCUGAUCUGAUUUCUUCUUGCGUGUAAGUUUCACUUUUUCUUGUUAAUUGGAAAUGGUGUCCGAGGGAAAGGCAGGAGUUUGAAUGUGUGUCGCCAUUGUUAAGCCCUUCCAAUAUAUUUCUCUGUCUUCUUCACUUUCAGGCAGAGGGAUUUUUCGUCUUAACGUUUGAGGAUUUUUUAUGAAAUUAUUUAUUUGAUUUUAUUUGAAUCAUGCUGACCUUUAGUCGCUGAGGCGUGGACGUUGGAAUAGAUUGUUGGAUAGAACAAGAAAUAUGGGUUUAGGAGGAUGAUGGGAUGCGGAUUCUUGGUGAGAUGGAGAUUAAACUCUUUUGGUUUUCUGUGGUUUGCUUGGAUGGAGUUGGGAUGAAAGGUUUAAUGUUCACUGGGGCUUCGUUUGAUUUGUACGUGAGACUCCCUAAUGUGGUCAAAAGAUAAUUUAUGACAUCUGGUCAGCCCUUGCUGGCUUCAUCAGAAUCUCCCUCAGUUAUUGAAUACAGAUCCAAAUCUCGAAAUCGUGGUUCGGUUGGUUGUCUAUGUCGCAGUGCUUCCUUCACCUCUUCCAGUUACGACGAUGGUCAUAGUGACAUUGUGGAUGUGAAGGAAAACUGCGCCAGCCCUUUUGGAGAUAACGCUUGGAGUGGAGAGAAUUGCCUCAGAAGGUCUACUUCGCUUUCUAGGAAGAGGCAGUUUUCUACUGUUGGCUCUCUGCUUUCUCAGCAGUUUUCUUCUGGCUACCCCACCCAGGAUAGAAGACGCCUGGUCUCGUGGGGUGCAAUGGAGAUGCAUAAUAUUAAUGAUAAUAACCCUGAAAGCUUCGAACUUUCUAGGGUCCAGGAGAAGUUGCAUAAAGCGCAAAGAAGUCGUCAUAAGAGUAUGCAGUUUGAGGAUAAUUUACAGCAUGACGAUAAUCCUAGGUUGAUAUACAUCAAUGAUCCAAGGAGAACCAAUGACAAGUAUGAGUUCACUGGAAAUGAGAUAACCACCAGCAAGUACACAUUGAUUACUUUCUUGCCAAAGAACCUCUUUAUUCAGUUCCACCGGGUAGCCUAUCUUUAUUUUCUUGCUAUUGCCGCGCUUAACCAGCUUCCACCUUUGGCAGUCUUUGGGAGAACGGUAUCUCUUUUUCCCCUUCUGUUUGUGCUCUGUGUCACAGCUAUUAAAGAUGGUUAUGAGGAUUGGCGUAGACACAGAUCUGAUCGUAAUGAGAACAAUAGACAGGCUUUGGUGUUUCAGUCUGAUGAUUUUCGAUUGAAAGUAUGGAAAAAAAUACGUGCAGGUGAAGUUGUAAAGAUUUGUGCUGAUGAAGUCAUUCCUUGUGACAUGGUUUUAUUGGGGACAAGUGAUCCUAGUGGCCUUGCUUACAUCCAAACGAUGAAUUUGGAUGGUGAGUCAAACUUGAAAACAAGGUAUGCUAGGCAGGAAACAGCAUCUGCAGUCGCUGAAGGGUGUUCAUAUUCUGGUCUUAUUCGAUGUGAACAACCUAAUAGGAACAUCUAUGAGUUCACUGCCAAUAUGGAGUUCAACAGCCAUAAAUUUCCGCUCAGUCAAUCAAACAUAGUCUUGCGUGGUUGUCAGCUGAAGAACACUGAAUGGAUUAUUGGGGUGGUUGUCUAUGCUGGGCAAGAGACAAAAGCCAUGUUAAACAGUGCAAUGUCUCCUGCCAAGCGAAGUAAACUGGAGGGUUACAUGAACCGGGAAACAUUGUGGUUGUCAAUUUUCCUCUUUAUCAUGUGUCUAGUUGUGGCCCUUGGAAUGGGCUUAUGGCUUGUUCGGCACAAGGAACGGCUUGAUACCUUGCCAUAUUAUAGGAAAAGGUAUUUCACAAAUGGGGCUGAUAAUGGUAAGAGGUAUAGGUUUUAUGGAAUACCUAUGGAGACAUUUUUCUCCUUCUUGAGUUCUAUUAUAGUGUUUCAGAUUAUGAUACCAAUAUCCCUUUAUAUUACAAUGGAGAUGGUGAGACUGGGCCAGUCAUAUUUCAUGAUUGAAGAUAAGCACAUGUACUGCAGAGCCUCUUCCUCAAGGUUCCAGUGCAGAUCAUUGAAUAUCAAUGAGGAUCUUGGUCAAGUUCGCUAUGUAUUUUCUGAUAAAACAGGAACACUUACGGAAAACAAAAUGGAAUUUAAAAGGGCAAGUGUGCAUGGGAAGAAUUACGGGAACAACUUGUCUGAGGAAUAUCCAUCAAUGCUGUAUUCCAUCCCAGCAACAUUAGGCAGGAGGAGGUGGAAACUUAAAUCUGAAGUUGCUGUUGAUACUGAACUUAUCAAAUUGUUGCACAAGGACCUAAACGGAGAUGAAAAGAUUGCUGCACAUGAAUUUUUUCUUACAUUGGCUGCAUGCAAUACUGUAAUUCCUAUUCACAUGGAUGACAGAUCUAAUUAUGCAAAUGGUGAAUUGCUCGAGGAGGGUUUUGAAACUAUUGAUUAUCAGGGGGAAUCCCCUGAUGAGCAAGCACUAGUUGCUGCAGCCUCUGCUUAUGGAUAUACCCUUUUCGAGCGCACAUCUGGGCAUAUUGUUAUUGAUGUCAAUGGUGAGGACUUAAGGUUAGACGUUUUGGGUUUACAUGAGUUUGAUAGUGUUCGAAAAAGAAUGUCUGUCGUCAUCAGAUUCCCUGACAACACUAUAAAGGUGCUGGUAAAAGGUGCCGAUACUUCGAUGUUGAAUAUUAUAGGCAUUGACUCUGAUAGGGAUGAAUUUAUCCAGCAGACUACUCAGAACCAUUUGUGUGAAUAUUCAAUGGAAGGUUUGCGAACACUUGUAGUUGCUGCAAGAGAUCUAAAUGAUUCUGAAUUUGAGUUGUGGCAGAGCAGAUAUGAGGAUGCCAGUACUUCUUUAACUGAAAGAGCAGUAAAACUACGUCAGACAGCAGCCCUUAUAGAAUGCGAUCUAAAGCUUUUGGGUGCAACUGCCAUCGAGGACAAGCUUCAAGAUGGUGUACCUGAAGCUAUUGAAUCUCUUCGACAGGCAGGAAUAAAGGUUUGGAUUCUGACUGGAGAUAAGCAGGAGACAGCCAUAUCAAUUGGUCUCUCCUGCAAACUGCUGACUUCUGAUAUGCAGUCAAUAGUUAUCAAUGGAAAUUCAGAGAAUGAUUGCAGGCAACUUUUAGCUGAUGCUAUGGCAAAAUAUGGUAUUAAAUCAACACAGUGUGGAAGCCAAAGGCCGAAGCUUAGGAAUUGUGAGAAUGAAUGUCAUGAUCAUGAUAUACCAGAGACAUCUAGUAUGUCAGACUUUAGUGAAGGGAAAGAAGACGUAACUGAUAAACCACUAGCUCUAAUAAUCGAUGGAAACAGUUUGGUGUACAUUUUGGAGAAGGAAUUGGAGUUGGAGCUUUUUGACCUUGCGACUUCAUGCGAUGUUGUGCUAUGCUGUCGUGUCGCUCCUCUGCAGAAAGCUGGAAUUGUUGAUUUGAUCAAGAGUAGAACUGAUGAUAUGACAUUGGCAAUUGGAGAUGGGGCCAAUGAUGUCUCAAUGAUUCAGAUGGCCGAUGUGGGUGUUGGUAUAUGUGGACAGGAAGGGCGUCAAGCAGUUAUGGCAUCUGAUUUUGCCAUGGGACAAUUUCGCUUUUUGAAAAGAUUACUACUAGUACAUGGACAUUGGAACUAUCAGCGUGUAGGCUACAUGGUUCUUUACAACUUUUACCGCAAUGCCGUUUUUGUCUUGAUGCUAUUCUGGUACAUUCUAUGCACGGCAUUCUCAACAACUUCAGCUUUGACUGAUUGGAGUAGUGUGUUUUACUCCGUUAUUUAUACGUCUAUUCCUACUAUUUUUGUUGGUAUUCUGGACAAAGACUUGAGUCACAAAACCUUACUCCAGUAUCCUAUGCUCUAUGGUGCUGGUCAUAGACAGGAGGCAUACAAUUUGCGUCUCUUUUGGUUCACAAUGAUUGAUACCCUGUGGCAGAGUCUUGUUCUCUUCUAUGUUCCUUUGUACAUUUACAAGGAGAGUACAAUUGAUAUAUGGAGCUUGGGAAGUUUGUGGACGAUAGCAGUUGUUAUCCUUGUAAAUGUACACUUGGCGAUGGACGUUCAACGUUGGGUAUAUAUUACACAUGCUGCAGUCUGGGGAUCCAUAGUCAUAACAUAUGCUUGCAUGGUGGUGUUGGAUUCUAUACCCGUUUUUCCUAACUACUGGACGAUCUUUCAUCUGGCUAAGUCUCCAACCUAUUGGCUGACUAUAUUGCUCAUAAUAGUUGUAGCAUUGCUUCCACGUUAUCUAUUCAAAGUUGUGAAUCAAAGAUUUUGGCCCUCAGAUAUUCAGAUAGCCAGAGAAGCCGAGGUACUGAGAAAACGAAAAGGUCGAGAACAAAUAGGCUCAAAGCGAGAUCGAGAUUCCAAUUAACACGUGUCUACUUUACCAUCUUUGUGAGCAAAAAUUCAUUUGCAGAUGGCUUCCCCCUGUGGGUACACAUGCGUGAUUGUAACUUUGAAAGUUGGACAUGCCAAGUGAUGCAUUUUUUUCCUUGGACAUAGAUGAAUUCUUUUAGUUAAUUAUACUUUGAGGAUAGAUAUCCACUCUGAAGGCUUAAGAAGGUGCUUUAGGAAGGUCUUAUGAUACAAAUGUUUUCAGUUCGUCCUCAGACACACGUGCAUCACGAGAGUUGGAUCCACAGAAUUUGGAGUCGGGUGUGAUAUGAAGAUGAGAGAAGAUGGAAUGCCCCACGAAAUGGUAUGUUCUCUGGUUGGGGUGAUGAUUAUUCAAAAAGGAUGCGUUAAUUCGUGUCUGAAGUGGAGGAGGGAUCUCGAGUUGUGUAGGGUUUAUGUUUUGUUUUUUGGUUGGAUUGGAGAAGGAUGAAACUAAUGCUGAAUUAUGCGAUACUGUAUCAUAUGAUAUUUUAGGGUGCUGAGGUAAAAAGAACGUACACAGUUUGAAAGAGAAAGGAGAGAUUGAAUUAAAGUAUAUAAUAGGGGGUUUUCUUUCCUUUUUUUUCUUUUCUUUUCUUUUCUUUUUUUUGGUUCCUUAUUUGUUUUUUUUAACCCUUGUAAAGAUUUGAGAAAUUUUUACGCAUCAACAUAAGGAAUGAGCAAGUGUGAUGGAAAGUACAACACUAACAUACACCUUUGGGUUUUAUUCA
Messenger RNA from Cucumis melo (muskmelon), 5891 nucleotides. RefSeq names its product phospholipid-transporting ATPase 1-like. The transcript is spliced from 8 exons. Gene Ontology annotation, cellular component: plasma membrane. Gene Ontology annotation, molecular function: ATP hydrolysis activity; magnesium ion binding; ATPase-coupled intramembrane lipid carrier activity. Gene Ontology annotation, biological process: phospholipid translocation. The record is from RefSeq and is a predicted model, not a curated record. Lineage: Eukaryota; Viridiplantae; Streptophyta; Magnoliopsida; Cucurbitales; Cucurbitaceae. The coding region runs from base 1262 to 5158 and encodes 1298 amino acids.